Triticum turgidum subsp. durum (durum wheat) is the source of this 654-nucleotide messenger RNA. The record is from the annotation of a GenBank genome assembly. NCBI's taxonomy places the organism in Eukaryota, Viridiplantae, Streptophyta, Magnoliopsida, Poales, Poaceae.
AUGUCGAUCCUGUGGGAGAAGAGCCGGGCGUGGCGGUGGCUGGUGGGGCGGACGCGGGACUCCAAGCCCUUCUUCUUCACCUUCGCGGCGCUCUGCGGCGUCGUCCCCGGCGUCGUCGGCUACGGCGUCAUGCAGCUCACCAGCUCCCGCAACGACAAACUCGAGGCCCACCUCCGCUCCAACGCCCGACCGGAGACCACGUGGCUGCCAGUGUCAAUACUGGAGCACAGCUCAACCCGAUUCCUAACCCUCUUUGUCUUUGUCGUCCCGGUCAUCCUCUGCCUGGACUCACGCGCCAUUUCUGCCAACAGAACGUUGCAGCUGCCUUCUCUGAUAUUGCCAACCAAUACAUCUCCACAGCACUUGCAUAUUGAGCUAAAUGAGCCUUACAGCUAUUGCAUUUAUGAUUUCGUUUCCACUAACUUUGAACACUCAAUGAAACAGAUGAUGGGGCAAGUCAACAGGGAGAGACUGGCAGAGUUUCUCGGAGAGAUACAAAGGAAGGAGAACACAAAUGACAGAUACGUUGCUGCUCUUAAAGGCGAGACGCUGACAAGGAAGCGCUAUGAACGUAUCCAGCCCGUCCCCCAGCAGGCUGCACAGGAGAAUGCGAAGGACCAGCAAGCUACCAAGGAGAGCGCCAAGGCAAAGUGA